Prunus armeniaca (apricot) is the source of this 300-nucleotide messenger RNA. NCBI's taxonomy places the organism in Eukaryota, Viridiplantae, Streptophyta, Magnoliopsida, Rosales, Rosaceae. The record is from the annotation of a GenBank genome assembly.
AUGGCGGCGGAUUUUUUCCCUCACAUUGACUUCUUUUAUAAUCCCGCCACUCUGCUUUGCGAGAGCAUUGCAAAAAAGGUUUUCCCACCAGGAGGAGGAGUAGAAUCGAAGGAGGCUGACGAUGAUUAUUCGUACAGAAUCAGGAAGCGGUUGUGGAAGGAGGUUUUGGUGCCAUUGAACAAAGCCUUGGCCACCCCGGCUUAUACCGGUGGCAACAAAUGGGGUUAUGAUCCAGGGUUCAAGCUAGAGCCCUGCGCGGUUGAUACUUAUUUGGAGGACGUUGUCAAAGUCCAAGAUUAA